Molecule: messenger RNA, 978 nt
Organism: Metarhizium acridum CQMa 102
Lineage: Eukaryota; Fungi; Ascomycota; Sordariomycetes; Hypocreales; Clavicipitaceae
Source: RefSeq, a predicted model, not a curated record
AUGCCUUCCAAGCUCGCUCUCAUGGCCUUGUUGGCCGCUGUUCCGGCUCUGGCUGCCCCAGCUGGCUUGACACACAUUACCGAUAUAAAGGACGAGGAGGUGCUUUCAGUCUUGUCGGCAGAUUCGUCUAAACCUGUCAAACGACAAGUCACCUACCCCAAAGGCGCGCUGCAUCUGGAUCAAGGCAACAAAUUGCUAGCAAAUGUUUCGACUGACGGACCCAAGAGCUGGCUCAAGACGUACUCUGAGUCCGACACGGGUAUACAGGCUGCCAAUUGGCUGUUUGACCAAGUCAAGCAGCUCGCUUCCCCGAAUCCAGCCAUCACAGUGACGCGGUUUAACCACAGUGGCUUCAACCAACCUUCGGUUAUUGCGCAGUUGCCUGGAAACAGCUCCAGCCUGGUUGUUGUCGGCGCACAUCUGGACUCUAUCGGGAGCACCCCGACGGGAAGGAGCCCUGGUGCUGACGACGAUGGCUCCGGCACAGUGGUGAUACUUGAGGCUUUGCGUGUUCUCGCCGCGUCUGGCAUCAGGCCCAAAAACACCAUCGAAUUCCACUGGUAUGCCGCCGAGGAAGUCGGCCUGUUGGGGUCUCAAGACGUCUGGGCCAGCUACAAGGCUGCUCAGAAGAGCGUCAUCUCAUACCUGAACCAGGACAUGGCCGGCUACUCUACCAGCGGCACCCCGGCUGUUUUCCAAGACUACGUUGACACCGCCCUGACGCGAUACAUCACCGCCCUCAUCCAGGACUACCUGAACAUUGUUCCGGGUACCUCUAAAUGUGGCUACGGGUGCUCAGAUCAUGCCAGCGCGCGUGCGAAUGGCUUCCCUGCUGCCUUUGUAGCCGAGGACACCUUUGAGAAGUCGAACCCGUACAUUCAUUCCGCAAAUGACACUUACGACAAGAUCAUGUGGCCAACGAUUCUCCUUCACUCAAAGCUGGUUGCGAGCUACCUCUUGGAGGCGUCAUAUAUUUAG